CUCCGGAAGCCCAAUAGGAGGCUGGCGGGGGCGGGCGCGGUGGAUAUAUAAGCGCCGGCGGCGCGUCGGUUGCCGCACUCUGCGCGCUCGCUCCUCGGCCCUCGCCUCGUCCUUGCGCCGCCGCAGCCCCCGUCCCGCCGCCGCCAUGAGGGAGAUCGUGCACCUGCAGGCCGGCCAGUGCGGCAACCAGAUCGGCGCCAAGUUUUGGGAGGUGAUCAGCGACGAACAUGGCAUCGACCCUACGGGCACCUACCACGGGGACAGCGAUCUGCAGCUGGAGCGGAUCAACGUGUACUACAACGAGGCCACCGGUGGCAAGUACGUGCCCCGCGCUGUGCUCGUGGACCUGGAGCCGGGCACCAUGGACUCCGUGCGCUCGGGGCCCUUCGGGCAGAUCUUCAGGCCGGACAAUUUCGUCUUCGGUCAGAGCGGUGCUGGGAACAACUGGGCCAAGGGACACUACACAGAAGGUGCGGAGCUCGUUGACUCAGUACUGGAUGUCGUGAGGAAGGAGGCGGAGAGCUGUGACUGCCUGCAGGGCUUCCAGCUGACCCACUCUCUGGGAGGGGGGACUGGGUCUGGGAUGGGCACCCUCCUCAUCAGCAAGAUCCGGGAGGAGUACCCUGACCGCAUCAUGAACACCUUCAGUGUGGUGCCCUCGCCCAAGGUGUCGGACACCGUGGUGGAGCCCUACAACGCCACCCUCUCCGUGCACCAGCUUGUGGAGAACACAGAUGAAACCUACUGCAUUGACAACGAGGAUGACAUCUGCUUCCGAACCCUAAAGCUGACUACACCUACUUACGGGGACCUGAACCACCUGGUGUCGGCCACCAUGAGUGGGGUCACCACCUGCCUGCGCUUCCCGGGCCAGCUCAAUGCUGACCUGCGCAAGCUGGCCGUCAACAUGGUCCCCUUUCCCCGCCUGCACUUCUUCAUGCCCGGCUUUGCCCCACUGACCAGCCGGGGCAGCCAGCAGUACCGGGCGCUGACGGUGCCUGAGCUCACCCAGCAGAUGUUCGAUGCCAAGAACAUGAUGGCAGCCUGUGACCCGCGCCACGGCCGCUACCUGACCGUGGCCGCUGUGUUCCGGGGCCGCAUGUCCAUGAAGGAGGUGGACGAGCAGAUGCUCAACGUGCAGAACAAGAACAGCAGCUACUUCGUGGAGUGGAUCCCCAACAACGUGAAGACGGCCGUGUGCGACAUCCCGCCCCGGGGGCUAAAAAUGUCUGCCACCUUCAUCGGCAACAGCACGGCCAUCCAGGAGCUGUUCGCGCGCAUCUCGGAGCAGUUCACGGCCAUGUUCCGCCGCAAGGCCUUCCUGCACUGGUACACGGGCGAGGGCAUGGACGAGAUGGAGUUCACCGAAGCAGAGAGCAACAUGAACGACCUGGUGUCCGAGUACCAGCAGUACCAGGACGCCACGGCCGAGGAGGAGGGCGAGUUUGAGGAGGAGGCUGAGGAGGAGGUGGCCUAGGGCUGUCCGGUACCCGGUAAAGCGCGGAAGCCAUGAAACUCUUUAUUUGUUCCCAGCUUGUCCUCUGACAGUUGUGUCUCACUGUGUGUGUGUGUUUGUUCUUCUUCCUGUCUUGACAUCACAUGCUGUACAGACGCCACCAUUAAAGCGUUUUCAUAGUG
Messenger RNA from Hippopotamus amphibius kiboko, 1638 nucleotides. RefSeq names its product tubulin beta 4B class IVb (gene TUBB4B). Gene Ontology annotation, biological process: mitotic cell cycle; microtubule cytoskeleton organization. The record is from RefSeq and is a predicted model, not a curated record. NCBI's taxonomy places the organism in Eukaryota, Metazoa, Chordata, Mammalia, Artiodactyla, Hippopotamidae. Gene Ontology annotation, molecular function: GTPase activity; GTP binding; structural constituent of cytoskeleton. Gene Ontology annotation, cellular component: microtubule; cytoplasm.